ACAGGACUUGAUGCCCCCGAGCCCCGACGUACCACCAUCAUGUCGGGCACCGUGUCCAUUCUCCAACAGUUUGCCAACGGCUUGAAGAGCCGCAGUGAAGAGACGAGGGCGAAAGCGGCCAAGGACUUGCAGCAUUAUGUCACCAUGGAGCUCCGUGAAAUGAGUCAGGAAGAAUCUACCAGGUUUUACGAUCAGCUGAACCAUCACAUAUUUGAGCUGGUGUCUAGUUCUGAUGCAAAUGAAAGGAAGGGUGGCAUUCUGGCUAUAGCAAGCCUUAUCGGUGUUGAAGGAGGUAAUGCCACCCGUAUUGGCAGGUUUGCCAACUACCUGAGGAACCUCUUGCCAUCCAAUGACCCUGUUGUAAUGGAGAUGGCCUCCAAGGCUAUUGGGCGGCUUGCAAUGGCUGGUGACACCUUCACAGCUGAGUAUGUGGAGUUUGAGGUGAAACGAGCUCUGGAAUGGCUGGGAGCUGACAGGAAUGAAGGUCGAAGACAUGCAGCUGUUCUUGUCUUGCGUGAGCUGGCAAUCAGUGUGCCUACCUUCUUCUUCCAGCAAGUACAGCCGUUCUUUGAUAAUAUAUUUGUGGCUGUGUGGGAUCCCAAACAGGCCAUCCGAGAGGGAGCUGUUUCUGCCUUAAGAGCCUGCCUUAUCCUCACCACCCAGCGGGAGCCAAAAGAGAUGCAGAAGCCCCAGUGGUACAGACAUACGUAUGAAGAGGCUGAGAAGGGCUUUGAUGAGACUUUGGCCAAAGAGAAAGGAAUGAACCGUGAUGACCGAAUCCAUGGUGCCUUACUGAUCCUCAAUGAGCUAGUGAGAAUCAGCAGUAUGGAGGGAGAGCGCCUUAGAGAGGAGAUGGAAGAGAUCACUCAGCAGCAGCUUGUGCAUGACAAGUACUGCAAAGACCUGAUGGGCUUCAGUACCAAACCUCGCCACAUCACUCCCUUCACUAGCUUCCAGUCUCUUCAGCCCUCUCAGUCAAAUGCUUUGGCUGGUCUUCUGGGGUACAGUGCCCACCAAGGAAUCAUGGGUUUCUCAACCUCACCUGUCCCAGCAAAGUCUACAUUGGUAGAAAGUCGAUGCUGUAGGGAUCUAAUGGAAGAGAAGUUUGAUCAAGUAUGCCAGUGGGUUCUCAAGUGCAGAACUAGCAAGAAUUCUUUGAUCCAGAUGACAGUUCUCAAUCUGCUACCACGGUUGGCGGCUUUCCGUCCUUCAGCCUUCACAGCUGAUCAGUAUCUUCCAGACACCAUGAAUCACGUUCUCAGCUGUGUGAAGAAAGAAAAGGAGCGAACAGCAGCCUUUCAGGCCUUGGGUUUGCUUUCUGUGGCUGUGAGGUCUGAGUUUCAAGCUUACCUGCCGAAAGUCCUUGAAAUCAUAAAAGCAGCUCUUCCACCAAAGGACUUUGCCCACAAGAGGCAGAAGUCUGUGCAGGUUGAUGCCACAGUCUUCACCUGCAUUAGUAUGCUGGCACGAGCCAUGGGACCCAGUAUCCAGCAGGAUAUCAAAGAGCUUUUGGAACCUAUGCUGGCUGUGGGCCUGAGGUAAGUACAAGGCACAGGAGCAUGUUUUUCUCCUAGCCACUGGAUGGCAUUGUUGGCCAUAUAGAAGACGACCUUGAAAGUCUUCAGAUUGAGAAAGAAGAUUAUUGCUUUUAAAUGACCUUUUAGAAGAUCAGUGUAGCUCUUUGGGAAGAAUGGUAUGUUUUAAGUGUUAAUGUGUCUGUUGAGUUAAGAGCAUUGGUCUCUGUAAAGAAAUCUUAUUGUAGAACAACUAGUGAAUU
Tauraco erythrolophus (red-crested turaco) is the source of this 1777-nucleotide messenger RNA. Lineage: Eukaryota; Metazoa; Chordata; Aves; Musophagiformes; Musophagidae. The record is from RefSeq and is a predicted model, not a curated record.